AUGGUCGAUUACUCUCUAUACUUUGUCACAGAUCCAGGCAUGGUGCCUGAAAACUCCACUUUCUUGGAUCAGGUGAAAAAAGCGGUGGAUAACGGCGCAACCAUAGUGCAGCUCCGAGAGAAAGAUAUCCUGACACUUGAUUUUGUGGAGAGAGCUAAGAAGGUUUUGGAGAUCACAAGGCCUAAGAACAUUCCAUUGAUCAUCAAUGACAGAAUUGAUGUUGCUUUGGCAGUGGAUGCUGACGGUGUUCACGUUGGACAGGACGAUUUGCCAGCUAUCCUUGCAAGGAAACUUAUUGGACCUAAUAAGAUCUUGGGUGUUUCUUGCGGCAAUGCCGAAGAGACUACUCAAGUAUGUGAGCAAGGUGUGGCUGAUUAUGUUGGUUUGGGCACUUUGUAUCCUACAAACACUAAGAACGUCAAGAACGUCUGUGGUCCUAUUGGUAUCCGCAAGUCAUUGAAAGUACUUAGGGAUCACAAGAACCAGAAAGUCAAGUGUGUUGCCAUUGGGGGUAUCAAUUCCACCAAUGCACGUAAAGUGAUGUUCCAAUGCUCCAUUCCUGGCAAGAGAGUGGACGGUGUUGCUGUGGUGUCUUGCAUCAUGGCUGCUCCAGAUGCCGCUGAAGCUACAAAACACCUUUCCGCUGAGCUUCAGUCACCAGUUCCUUGGCUAGACAAGGUUAGCUCUCAAGCUGCAUCAUUGGAUGACGUUUCCAGUGCUUGGAAGCAAAUGACUAAGUCCAAGCCAUUGGUACACCAUAUCACCAAUAACGUGGUAAAGAACUUCUGUGCUAAUGUGAGUUUGGCAAUUGGAGCAUCUCCAAUUAUGUCGGAACUUUCCGAUGAAUUCCACGAGUUUGCUUCCUCUCCAGCACCAGUCGGGUUGGUGGUGAACUUAGGCACUCCAUCUGCUCAACUCAUGGAGGUUUUCCUUGAAGGUCUUCGCCAAUAUAACGCACACGGCAAACCAGUCCUUUUUGACCCUGUUGCUGGUGGUGCUACACAGGCCCGGUUGGACGCCUCUAGAGUCUUGCUCAAUGCUGGUCACUUCACUGUCAUCAAGGGCAAUGUUGGUGAGAUUUCAGCCAUGGCUAAACUUACAAGUUCUUAUAGCUCGACUUCUACCGAGAAGACCAUGCAAGGUGUUGACUCUAUUGCUCAGCUUGACGAAGAUGCCAUUGUUGAUCUUGGUAAGCAUGUUGCUAGAGAGUUCCAGACUGUUGUUGUUGUUACAGGUCCUGUCGACUAUAUUAUCGAUGGUACAUUCCCACUGUCAGAAGACGCAGUUCCUCACGAGAAAGUUGAAGGUGGUCAUGAACUCAUGGGCUCCAUUACAGGUACUGGAUGCUCCUUAGGAAGCGUAAUCUGUGCGUUCAUUGCAGCUGGUGCUGAUGGUGCCAACGGAGAAAAGUACAGUCCAUUUUCUGCUGUGGUCAGUGCUGUCAAACUCUACAAGCAUGCUGGUACAAAGGCCGGAGAAACCGCCAAGGGCCCUGGCAGUUUCGUGAGCGAGUUCUUGAACCAGUUGUACUCUACUGUGAAUAACUAA
Molecule: messenger RNA, 1548 nt
Organism: Candidozyma haemuli
Lineage: Eukaryota; Fungi; Ascomycota; Pichiomycetes; Serinales; Metschnikowiaceae
Gene: THI6
Product: bifunctional hydroxyethylthiazole kinase/thiamine-phosphate diphosphorylase
Exons: 1
Coding region: 1-1548 (515 amino acids)
Biological process (GO): thiamine biosynthetic process
Cellular component (GO): cytoplasm
Molecular function (GO): magnesium ion binding; hydroxyethylthiazole kinase activity; ATP binding
Source: RefSeq, a predicted model, not a curated record